This is a messenger RNA of Uncinocarpus reesii 1704, 2730 nucleotides long. RefSeq lists its product as uncharacterized. The coding region runs from base 1 to 2730 and encodes 909 amino acids. Lineage: Eukaryota; Fungi; Ascomycota; Eurotiomycetes; Onygenales; Onygenaceae. The record is from RefSeq and is a predicted model, not a curated record. The transcript is spliced from 4 exons.
AUGGAGCUCAAGCCGGAGCGCGCCUCCUCCAGGCCCCCUUCAAUCGCAAUCGAAGACCACGCCCACCAACGUCUCCCCACCGAUUCGAUGGUCACUGUGCCCCUUUCCGAUCUCCUCCCCAGCCCGAAGGAGAUUGACCGGAACAGCAAGUUUUCAGAAAUUGCAAUCUCACCCGCCAAAUCCCGUACGGAAUCAAUCGUGGCAGCAGAUUUCUUGACCCUGGAAGAUGAAAUUGGAUCAAAGCCUGUUUCGCAGACCUCGUCCCGGAGGGGGUCGAUGGUCAAUGUCCCAGCCCCGAAUGACGACGAAGAAAACAAAGAGUUGGAUGACACGAGCUCUGUGGACUGGGUGGAGCUGGAAAAGACUGAAGAAAUGGAAUCCAAAUCAGAUCCAGCGGAUGAUGCAUCAACUGCUCUACUAUUGGCAAGGUUGGAACAAGAGAACAAUGCCCUUGCAACAGACCCCAAGUCAGCGGUUUCGGGCAGCCCAAAAUCAAAACGGACCUCCAGGCCGCCCUCCAUCCAGCAGCUCAAGAAAUUGGUGGACGACCCACGAUCGUCACUCCGGUACUCGCUGCUACCCACCCCCCAAAUGACUGAACUGGAGUUCUGGGCUGCCCUCGUGGCAGACUACCCUCGCACCGCGCAAAGACUUCCCACACUCACGUCUAACAAGAUCCGGGGAGGCGUGCCUCCUCCUCUUCGAGGGGUAGUCUGGCCCAGCGUUGCCGGCGCCAGGGACGAGGCCCUCCAAGAGGAAUUUGAGAAACUGAGCGGCGAAUCGAGCCCAUACGAAGGUCUCAUCGGCAAAGAUAUUGGCAGAAGCUUCCCAAACGUAGAGAUGUUUAGAGACCCAAACGGCGAGGGGCAGCAGAUGUUGGCCAAAGUUUUAAAGUGCUUUAGCCUCCACGACACGAAGAUUGGAUACUGCCAGGGCCUCGGAUUCGUGGUUGGUCCUCUUUUAAUGCACAUGAGCGAAGCCGAGUCGUUCUGUGUGCUCGUUAGACUCAUGGACCACUACGAUCUCCGAUCAUGCUUUCUACCAACCCUGUCCGGACUCCAUUUGCGCAUUUACCAGUUCCAGACAUUGCUUUCCCGCCAUUUACCAAACCUGCAUGCCCACCUCGAGGCGCUCAACGUGGAGCCUGUGUAUGUAUCGCAAUGGUUCUUAUCCUUUUUUGCUGUGACCUGCCCGCUUCCAAUGCUACUUCGUAUCUAUGAUGUCCUGCUUCUCGAGGGCGCUUGCGAAACUCUGAUGCGCGUCGCGCUUUCAUUAAUGCAACGAAACGAAAAGAAGCUUCUGGCAUGCCAUGAAUUUGAAGAUGUGAUGCAGCUUCUGCUAUCAAGGACAAUUUGGGACACCUACUGUUGCAACGCAGACGAUCUUGUCAACCACUUUGUUUCUCUAACAUCGCUGGUAACCCGCGAGAGUCUCCAGCGGCUGGAAGCGGGCUAUAAGGAAUCUCAGGCGUCUUCAUCGAGCGUCUACCUACCUCAGCUGCAAGCGGUGGCUUCCCGCUUUCUGGGUCGAUUAUGGGCGGGGUCUAAUUCGCACAAUUCCACCAGGUCACUGGCGCUCAAUCCUGGAACCCCCUUUAGCCCAUCAAUAAUUCGCCGUACCCCCUCAAAGCAAAGCAUGGCUUCUACGCUCAAUUCUUUCGAGUCGACUUCCGACGCCAGCACUGCGGCAACGGAGUUCUCCUCGGAUAGUACCAAGCGCAAAAAGCUGACGGCGCAAAGCAAAGAUAAAGAUUUACAUACCCAAAUUGAGGAUCUUUUGAUGGCCCUGACCGACAUGCAGCGUGAGCAUGCCAAUCUGGCAAAGGAGCUACAAAGGGAGCGUGAAGAGCGUGAAGAGGACCAGCAGCUGGCUAAAGCCAUGCUUGGAUACAUCAAGGAUCAAACAGAAAACGAACAAACCGUUGAGCUGGUUACAAAGGCGAACAUUCGUUUUUCCUCCACCGACUCCCGCCGAUUAUCUAUGCAACAGACUAAGCAACAGCUUCGAGACGACAUUACGCUGUGGCGAGAGAAAUACGAAAUUGAACUCGCCCGAUGCCAGAAUCUGGGCCGGACGAUCGAUGAACACGAGCGUGAAAAUGCCCGACUGAAGGAAGAGCUACGAGAAACCCGGUCCCGCGUCCAAGACGCCCACAAGGCCAAACAGCGUCUGGAGCGAACAAUCCAAGAACUCAAAUCCCGUAAAUUAUCCUCCUCUGACCCCUCUGACCGGCGCCAUUCCACCAUCGAGGAUGAGCGCACGUCCACCAACGGCCUCCGCGAAUUCAAACUCGGCAAAGCCACCACGUCGUCCACGCACUCCACAUCCCCCAAGGCUUCUACCUUUUCCAAGCGCACCAGCUCUCUCGGUGCACCCGCAAUGUUUUUCCCUCCAGAAAAUGCCGACGAGGACGCCCUUCUCACAGAGCUCGUCAUCGCAAAGACCUCGGAGGCCGUCGCGCGGCAGGAACUCGACGAGGUCAAAGCCAAACUAGAGCAUCUCCGUAAAUUAGUUUCGAAAACAGGCGUGUGCAUUUCUACUGCGACGACACCGCAGGUGGAAACUGUGCAACCGUUAACGACCGGUUGGCUGGCAUUGUCUGGCACACCUAAAACGGCACAGUCGAAUUCCAGUGCCAACUCGGCGAAUAGUGCUGGCGGUGGGUUUUUUAGCGGAUGGGCGAAAAGGACCAUGUCUUCGGGAAAUAUAUCUAUCACGGAAUCUAAGUAA